AGCCUUCCUCAUUUUCGUAUCUUGUUUCUCUAUGAGAAGAGUCACCAAUCUCAAGAGAUUAUUGUACUGGUCCUUGUCCAACCGAAUCCACCGUCUCAUUUCUUCUGGGUCCUCCAAUGUCAGCUCCUUGACAUGUCGAUGAUAAACGCUCUCUUGCUCUCUCGUCUCUUCAACCAAGAGCGUACCCAAGUACGUUUCUCCGCACGUUUAGCAUAAACUCGUCUUCUCAGAGCCAGAAGAGCGUCCAUCACUGCCACAGCCUGUGCGGGGGUUGAGAGCCGUCUGCCGUGUUUACAUUUUCUUCUGACUGUUUACGUGGUUCUCGUCGCCAACAAAAGAGCAUCAGCAUUCCCGACACUUGAAUCCCCCAUCGAUCGAAUCCAAUACUCCCUUUUAGGUCCUUAUACUUUCACAACAUCUAUAUUCGUUUGUUUACUCUUGGGGGAGGGCAAGGCAAGAUGUGAAGCGAAGAACAACUUUCACCCUUUGAUAUUUUCCCUUGCUCAUUCCCUUACUCGUCGCCAUGGAUAAACUGACGAUAAUAUCUGGCGCGCUGUUCCUGGCCGCAGACAUCUUCGCGGUGGUGAGCCUCGCCAUGCCCGACUGGAUCGUUUCUGACAUUGGAGGUGAUACUCGCCUAGGACUGCUAUGGACAUGUGAGACUUUAUAUAACAGAUCUCAGGUCUGCUAUGCACCGUCUCUUGGAGGAGCAUGGUUGGUGACUCUAGGAUGUGUACUCUUGGGGUGUGUGUGCGUCACUGCAACCAUCGUUCUGCUGGCUCUCUCACACUGUCGAAUCAGUCUCUAUAUCAUGGCCUAUGCCCGUUGGGUUGGCUUCACUGCUAUGGUGCUGUUCUGUCUGGCUGCGGGUUUUCCAAUGGGAUUUUAUGUUGAAGAGAUUGGUGGAGAACCAUAUCAACUCCCAAACAGUUUCCAGGUUGGAUAUUCAUACAUAUUUUUCGUGCUAGCUCUUUGGAUGACAGUGGUUUCGGAGCUUUUUGCUGGAAAAGUCUGCCUACCCAAUUUUUAAUUCAUAUGCAUAUUGAAAAUUGGUGGACAAUGAGCUUUGUACGACAAACUUUUUUCUUGUCAGAGACAGUGAAGAAAAAAUGAAUUUCCAAUUGAUUUCCAAAACCCAAACAAGUUGGAGAUGUAUAGAGUUUAGUGGAUGUUUUUUUUUCUUUCUUCUUCCUCUUCUUCUUCUUCUUCUUUUUCUUCUCCUUAGAAAAAAGAAGUUCAAUUACCUGUCGCAGUUUAUGUUCCAUUGGGGUGUUGAUUGAAGGGCAGAUGGUGCCAAAGUUUAAUGUUACUGUUAAUGUUGUUAUGGUUAACAAUACUGUAGGAGGUGAGAUGGGGAAGAAAAUGCCGUAGGCAAAUUUUUUUUUUUAGGAUAGCAUUAUUUGAAUAAUCUAAUCACUCCAGCACUAUUAAUUUUUAUGGUGUGUAGUCACUCUUGCUCUUCAAAAUAACUCCUGUUUAUUGCAACACGUUCAGACUAUGUUUAAAACUGUAACAAAUGCAUCAAACUCUGUUGUAACAAUUUAUGUAAUAGCUACAACUCCUUAUACAAAUAUUAUAUUGUUUGUUAGUAAGAUUAUAGUUAAUGUUACUUCUAAUUCCUUUUUUCUUUGUAAAUAUUCUUUACAUGACAAGUACCUGUGAAUAUUUAUUAUUAUUAAUAUUAUUAUUGUAAUUAUACUAACUUUUUGAUAUCUGAAAUGAUUAAGCACAAAUAGGAGAAAUUUGUGAUACUUUGUUAGAAUCUAAGUUCAUAUUUCAUUCCACUUUCUCAGAGAUCUGAUUGCAUAGUUCUUUUUUCUUAUUCCAAAUUUGUAAAUUUUUAAGUUGGUGAAUAUGUGUUUUUCUAUGUGUGCUAGGCUGUUCUGCUUCCUGUCUUAUUGUCCAAUAAGUAGCACCCAUGUCAUGUCCAAUGUGAUUUUAGUUUGUUAAUUUUGUAUAUACACAGAUGACUCCACAAGAGUUUAGUCACCAUAUCACAGAAUGAUAUAUUUGUGUUUAAUUGAAUGUAUUUAUCUGUAUAUUGAUAUAGAUAUAGGAAUGCAUAUAAGUAUAUGAUAAUAAAUAAAGAGAAGUACA
Penaeus vannamei (Pacific white shrimp) is the source of this 2097-nucleotide messenger RNA. Lineage: Eukaryota; Metazoa; Arthropoda; Malacostraca; Decapoda; Penaeidae. The record is from RefSeq and is a predicted model, not a curated record.